Drosophila rhopaloa is the source of this 2355-nucleotide messenger RNA. RefSeq names its product DDB1- and CUL4-associated factor 7 (gene wap). Gene Ontology annotation, molecular function: protein binding. The record is from RefSeq and is a predicted model, not a curated record. Bases 807 to 1838 code for a protein of 343 amino acids. Gene Ontology annotation, cellular component: nucleus. NCBI's taxonomy places the organism in Eukaryota, Metazoa, Arthropoda, Insecta, Diptera, Drosophilidae. The transcript has 5 exons.
CAAACCAUCGGGUUUGACAGUUUUACCAGCUCUAGUUUUUGUGUGUGAAAAUUCUGGCGAAAAAGAUUCUGUUGAAAGUUUUUGCGACAACAAUUCAUCGCAACCCUUUUAAACCGCUACUGUGCCUCACCAGCGAUUUGGCCAGUUGCGUUAGCCAACUACGUAAACCGAACGCCGUUCGCGAGUUAAAAAGGCCGCACAAAACAAAUUGUCGCGUCGCAUUACGUUUCAGUGUUGCCAACUUUUCCGGAGGACCGGGAACAUUUCCAAGCCGAACAGACGCAUUGCGGCCGAAAUGUGCACACCGUUGGACUGAUUCGCAUGCCCGAUUGAUUGGGUUUACUCCAGAUAGUCCGAUCUGUAGUCUCCAGUCUGCAGUUUGGCCGGAAAAGCGCCGGCGAAAGGACGGAUUUAAGCCGGAAAGCGGCCGAGCUGGCAACACUGCCAGAGAACAAAAUGAAGUGAGUUUCGGAAAAAAAAGGCGAAGCAAUAGGAAAAGCUAGAGGAAAAGCCAGCCGGUAAACUGUGCAAAUGCGUGUGACCAGAGGAGACCUUUGUUUCCCGUUCCAUGACGUUUUCUUGAUUUAUCCGCUGCUCUGAGUGGUCAUCAUUAUCAGUCAUCAUCAUCAUUAUUAUCAUCAUCAACGGAGGUCGUCGUCAUUUAGCCACCCGCCACCCAAAACCACCCACCAGCGAAACGGCCUUGAGGGUAAUCGUCCGCCAGCAUCUCGUCAUCUGAGUCCUGAUUUUCGCCGCCUUGAUCUGGGUAUCCCAUCACACAGUUCAGAUCCUUGCUAUCCAUAGUUAUGUCAUCGACCGCCGGCAAGCGCAAGGAGAUCUACAAAUAUCUCGCACCAUGGCCCCUGUACUCCAUGAACUGGAGUGUCCGGCCGGACAAGAGAUUCCGGCUAGCACUGGGCAGCUUCAUCGAGGAGUACAACAACAAGGUGCAGAUCAUCAGCCUGGACGAGGACACCAGCGAAUUUAGUGCCAAGAGCACCUUUGAUCAUCCAUAUCCCACAACCAAGAUCAUGUGGAUUCCUGACUCCAAGGGCGUCUAUCCGGAUUUGUUGGCUACCAGCGGUGACUAUCUGCGAGUGUGGCGUGCCGGAGAACCGGACACGAGGCUCGAGUGCGUGCUCAAUAACAACAAGAACAGCGACUUCUGCGCCCCGCUCACCUCGUUCGAUUGGAAUGAGGUGGAUCCCAAUCUGGUGGGCACCUCCUCGAUAGACACCACUUGCACCAUCUGGGGACUGGAAACCGGACAGCCGCACGCCCGGGUCUAUGUGGCGGGACACGUGAAGACGCAGCUGAUUGCCCACGACAAGGAGGUCUACGACAUUGCCUUCUCGCGGGCAGGCGGCGGUCGGGACAUGUUUGCCUCGGUGGGAGCGGACGGAUCGGUGCGCAUGUUUGAUCUACGGCAUCUGGAGCACUCGACCAUUAUCUACGAGGAUCCUGCCCACACGGCGCUGCUGCGCUUGGCCUGGAACAAACAGGAUCCGAACUAUUUAGCCACAGUUGCCAUGGACUCGUGCGAAGUUAUAAUUUUAGAUGUUCGUGUUCCUUGUACACCCGUUGCAAGACUGAGCAAUCACAGAGCGUGCGUCAACGGUAUUGCGUGGGCGCCGCAUAGUUCCUGUCACAUCUGCACUGCCGGUGAUGAUCACCAAGCACUGAUCUGGGAUAUACAACAAAUGCCACGAGCAAUCGAGGAUCCAAUUUUAGCCUAUACAGCUGCCGAGGGCGAAGUCAAUCAGAUCCAGUGGGGCGCCACCCAGCCCGACUGGAUAGCUAUUUGCUACAACAAAGCGUGCGAGAUCCUGCGGGUCUAAGAGUCCAUUUUUUGGUCUGGUUCCUGGCCGUAGCACCUGGCUGCAAUUGCUGAACAACGCACAGUCAACAGAAAAAACACACACCACCCACAAAAACACACUCACACUUGCUGUUGGUAAUUUGGAGGCGGAAAGGAGUGAGCUUAUGUUGGAUCGGUUCUGCAUCACGCUUCCGCAGUCUCUUAAAUUUUUUGUCUGUCGAGAGAGAGAGAGAGGAGAAAGGCGAAAGUAAAAUCGAAGGAGAGAGGGAGAGGGAGGUAUAUAAGGGAAAAAGAAGGAGAUGGAGCAUGUAUUUUAGAAUUCUUAGCUUAGUUGAUUAUUCAAGUAUAUAAGUCAAGUCUAUAAGGUAUAACCAAAAUAUGUAUUUCUAAUUGUAGUUUAUUUCACACUUGACAAGACCGCCACCCCAAACCCCAAUCGAUUUGAGGCGCUUUAUUUAAUUUAAAUCUCGAUUAUACAAACCCCAAUGGAAUGGAGAAAAAUAAGAAAGAAAACAAAACACACAUUAUAAAAACAA